Molecule: messenger RNA, 1455 nt
Organism: Schizophyllum commune H4-8
Lineage: Eukaryota; Fungi; Basidiomycota; Agaricomycetes; Agaricales; Schizophyllaceae
Exons: 3
Coding region: 217-1041 (274 amino acids)
Source: RefSeq, a predicted model, not a curated record
GCCACCCCUCCUCGGCAGAUGAGCGCAUCUGCCUUCCAUCUCGCCCUUCCGCGCCGGGCCCUCCCCGGCUGAUGGGUACCACCGGGGCCUGACCAGCGCCUGACGUCGUGCGCAGUAUAAAGGGAGCGGACGAAGGCUGUGAUCUUCACUUUCUUUGCACCUCUGCACCCAACACACAUUUCGCCCACCACUACUACCCCACCGCACUCGAUCACCAUGUCCUACAACAACGACAACUCUUACGGCUCGUCCAACAACGAUUCGUACGGCUCAGGAGGCCGCCAGGGCGGCGACUCCUUCGGCUCAUCGGGCGGCCGCGGACGCAACGACUCGUACGGGUCAUCGAACAACGAUUCGUAUGGGUCGUCCAACAACAACGAUUCGUACGGCUCGGGCGGACGCCAGGGUGGUGACUCGUAUGGCUCGUCGAACAACGACAGCUACGGGUCCUCUGGCCGUCAGGGCGGCGCCGACUCCUAUGGCUCGUCGAAUAACAACGACAGCUACGGUUCGUCGAACAAGGACUCGUACGGCUCGUCUGGCCGCCAAGGCGGCGGCGACUCCUACGGCUCAUCGGGCCGUGGCGGCAACGACUCGUCGUACGGCGACAGCAACAAGGCGUCGUAUGGGUCGUCAAACAACGACAGCUACGGCUCCUCUAACACCGCAUCCGGCCGCGGGGGCAACGACUCGUCGUACGGUUCUUCGAACCGCAACGACAACGACUCCUACGGGUCCUCUAACAAGGACUCGUAUGGAUCGUCGAACAAGGACUCCUACGGAUCGUCCGGUCGUGACAACUCCUCGUCCAACAACAACUCUUCGUCAUACGGCAACUCCUCAUCCAACCGUAACGACAACGACUCUUACGGGUCAUCCAACAACUCGUCCAACAACAACAACUCCUCGGGCGCCCCCAAGCUCGACGCGUACGACAAGGGCGUCAAGUACGCGGCCGAGAAGGCGGGGUUUAACUUGAACGACUCCACCGCGGACAAGAUCGGCGACCAGGUCAAGGGCUUCUUCAACAAGAACAACUAAAGUCGUAUACCCGCCGGUGGCCUUCGUGGCCACCAGCCGUUAGCCUUCGACGGCCUCGACGCUGUCGAGCUAGGGGCUCGUUUUCUGGGCAGGAUCGUUGGGUGGAAGGUUGAGGGGACGGAGGAUAGAUGAUAAGGGGAACGGAUGAGGGAGACUGGGAGGCAGGAAGCGAAGAGGGGCGACAGAAGGCAGGAAGCGAAGGACUCGGAUGUAACAUCGGACUCUUGUGUGUAUGCAGACUACGAAGCGGCAAUGUACUCUGACGCCCGGUAGGGCGUGUACCUCAUCUAUCGCGCGCUUGAACGUGUCACUCAUCUAUCGAGCGCGCGCCUGAGCGUGUCACUGAUCUAUAUCGCGCCUAAGCGAGCAAUUUUGACUGAAGACAUGCAUCGCGUGCAAGCGCAUCAUACCGCG